AUGUCUUCAUUCGCCCUCCCGUGCGGCCGUCGCAUGGCCUACGCUCUGUCGCAGCCGACAACGUCCAAGCCGGUGGUGCUGCUGUCCAACUCGCUCUGCGAGGACUACACGUCAUGGGAUCGCGUGGUGCCCGUGCUCGAGACGCUCGGUCUCCGCACGCUGCGCUACGACCAGCCGGGCCACGGCCGCUCGCCGGCACCGGCGGCCGACCAGAUUGCCGCCACGACAUUCGAGACCCUGGCCGACGACGUGGCCCAGCUGCUGAAGCAUCUGCACAUCGGCCGCCUGCAUGCCUGGGUCGGCGUGUCCAUGGGCGGCAUCAAGGGCGUCUACUUUGCGGCGCGCCACCCGGGCGUCGUGCAGAAGCUUGUCGUCGCCGACGCCAUUGCGGCCUCGCCGACGGUGGCGGGCGCCCCCGUGGACGUGUUUGCCGACCGCGUGGCCGCGGCCAAGACGGCCGGCAGCAUGGCGACGGACCUCGACAACGUCGGCAGGCGCUGGUUUGGCGACGCGUGGCUGGCGGCCCACCCCGCGGAGGCCCGGCGGAUGCGCGCGUCCAUGGACACGACCACCCUCGAGGGUCUGGAGGCAUGCUGUGCCGCGCUGAGCAGCCCGUCGUUUGACCUGCGGCCUCUGUAUCCGUCCGUCGGGAAAGGCGCCGACGCGGCACUGAUUGUUGUCUGCGAAAAGGACGCCGACCUGCCGGUCAAGAUGCAAGACAUGCGGGCGGCCAUCGAGACGAGCCUUGCGGCCAGCGGAAAGACGACACCCGUGGCACUGGAGAUUGUUGCCGAUGCAGGACAUGUGCCGUAUGUGGACGGCUUUGACCAGUUUUGCGAGAUUCUCAAGACGUUUUUGUGA
Messenger RNA from Sporothrix brasiliensis 5110, 861 nucleotides. RefSeq names its product zearalenone lactonase. Bases 1 to 861 code for a protein of 286 amino acids. Lineage: Eukaryota; Fungi; Ascomycota; Sordariomycetes; Ophiostomatales; Ophiostomataceae. The record is from RefSeq and is a predicted model, not a curated record. The transcript has a single exon.